This is a messenger RNA of Sander lucioperca (pikeperch), 2753 nucleotides long. RefSeq names its product zinc finger protein 410 (gene znf410). Gene Ontology annotation, cellular component: transcription regulator complex; nucleus; PcG protein complex. Gene Ontology annotation, molecular function: RNA polymerase II cis-regulatory region sequence-specific DNA binding; DNA-binding transcription factor activity, RNA polymerase II-specific. Bases 238 to 1626 code for a protein of 462 amino acids. Gene Ontology annotation, biological process: central nervous system development; regulation of transcription by RNA polymerase II. The record is from RefSeq and is a predicted model, not a curated record. The transcript is spliced from 13 exons. NCBI's taxonomy places the organism in Eukaryota, Metazoa, Chordata, Actinopteri, Perciformes, Percidae.
GGCAGGCGGUUGCUAACUCCAGUAGAUGGCAGUAAUGCAACACUAAGGAUGCAAGCAUCCCGUUCAUACUCAAAGAAGAAGAAGAUGAAUAGUACACUCACUGUUUAGCUCAGCUAUACAACUAUAACAAGAUUGUGCGAUGGUUUUGACUCAAAGACGACCUGCACCCACCCCGUAUGACCGACACAGAAUCCAACAUUUAGCAGGUGAAAUUUGAGGUUCCACACAGGGUGACCCAUGCUUUCUGAUGAGCUUGACUCCAAACCAGAGCUGCUGGUGCAGUUUGUGCAAAACGCAUCCAUCCCGUUGGUGCAGGGUCUGGAGGACUCAGAGUCCAAACACCCCUGCCUGCCCCUGCCCCUGCCCCUGCCUCUGCCUCUGCUGCCUCCAGCUGAGAGCUCGCUGUGCAGCCCACUGGAGCUCACAGAUGGAGGCCUGAGCCAUGGGCCUGAGACUUCUCCCUCCCUGUCAGAGUUCGGAGGCGUGUCAGAGCGAGGCCCGUUAGUGGUCCAGACACACACUCAUCCACGGGCCUCACCCAGCCCCCCACCCAUCCUCCAUGACCUCCAACAGUCAGACAGCCCUUCCUACGUACUACUGAACCUUGCAAAAGGCAUCACAGCCUCCUCAGAGUCCCUGAUCUUCGCCGCAGAUGGCGCCGGGGAGGAUGACGAUGAGGGGGUCUCAUCAGGGGACUAUGGGAUCGAUGGCAGUGCUCCCUGGUAUCUGCGGGUACAAGAGCUGGCACACGACAGCCUGAUUGCCGCCACGCGGGCACAGCUUGCCAGAGAUGCCAAGGCCAGCCAAGACGCCAGAGCUGCAAGUGUCAGUAACGGUGACCACACACACAGUUUGACAGCAGACGGGGACAAGCGAGAGCUGCCGUCUCGGACCAGCCGCCCCCUCUCCAAGCAGAUCCUCCGCUGCUCCUUUGAGGGCUGCUGCAGGACGUUCACCUGGCCGGCUCAUCUCAAAUACCACCUCAAAACACACAGGAAUGACCGAAUGUUCAGGUGCGGCGCAGAGGGCUGCGGGAAGAGUUUCUACGUGCUGCAGAGGCUGCAGGUUCACAUGAGAACUCACAACGGUGAGAAGCCCUUCAUCUGCAAGGAGAAGAACUGUGGCAAGAAGUUCACCACAGCUGGAAACCUGAAGAACCACAGACGCAUACACACAGGAGAGAAGCCUUUUCUAUGCGAAGCAGAUGGCUGUGGGCGAUCCUUUGCAGAGUAUUCCAGUCUACGAAAACACAUGCUAGUACAUUCUGGUGAGAAGCCUCAUCACUGUGGGAUCUGUGGGAAGACUUUCUCUCAGUCCGGCAGCAGAAACGUCCACAUGAGGAAGAGACACGGAGAGGACGCGCUCAGCAGUGAAAGCAGAGAAACAGGCUGGUCUUUUGUAAAAGCAGAGCAAAGGAAGAUGCUGCUUCACAACAGAGGGGUACUUUCUGAGUUACUGGAUGAAUUAUUGACUCGACUGUGUUGGAAUAACUACAGUCCUGAAAAACAACAACAAAAAAAAACAUUUUCACACAAGCGUCAAAGGAGAGGCUCUGACACAAAGCAGCCUGCUGGAGGCAGACGGCGAAAAUGGAGAUGGUAUGGUCACCAUGACAACAACUGUUGAACCCAUGAAUCUUCACCAUGCCAUGCUGAGAUCACCAGGCUCUUCAGACUCAGUGGUUGUUCUCUCUCAGCCACAUGAACUGGUGACCAUGACGACAGAAGACCAUGCAUAUGGAGAAGAUGUGGUGGCGCUGCUGUAGUCUGCCAUUAUGAAAAAUGUCACACACUGCCUAACGCUAGACUGACAGUCACAUUGGACUAAACGUAGACAUCUCAUUUGUAAAUAGAUGAAUUGCUGACUUUCACCCCUGUAGAUAUUUGUAAUUAGCAACCGAUGAUGGUUUUAUUUUGACAAGUGUCAAAUGGCAACGUUUGUACAAACGACCUUUUUUUCUCUAGUUUUUGAAAACAAAUACUCCCAAAGAAAUACUGAGACGGGUUCAAAGUUUAUGAAAAUAUAAUGUCCAUGUGUUAUGUGCAUUAACAUUGUAAACAGCAGUCUGGGGUUGAAAUGCAGUGAUGCUAUUCUCCAACGGAAAAUGAGUGCCACUUAUUUUUUAUAACUUCAAUGGCUGAUAUGAUCGACUGUCAAAUUUAAAUGUACCAGACAUGUGUAUACCCCAUUAUCCUUAUUACUAACUACCAAACACUUGAUAUAGAAACUACCGGAGCACAGUAUAUCACAUUGCUGCAUGUAAACACUGGUCACAGCACAACCAGCUUAACAACUAAUUGUGUAUCCAGUAAUGGCCCAAAGCUGCACUAACUGAGUGUCAUUGGUAACAUCUUUCACUCUAAUGUCAACCUCCAGUGCUUGACUUGUUCUCCGAGUAGGAAACACAUUGCUCAUUUACAUCAACACUUGAGAAUAAUUGCUUCAUGAGAAAUUAAGAACUACUCAUGAGGUUGGCUCCCUCCUUAUGAAACACUGCAGAUGUCUGGGGCCGUUAGAUAAGGUAGUGCACGACGUUACCCGUGUUUGUUAUUGAGCACCACCUAAAUCAGCAGUGGCUGUUCCUCCCUUCUCAGUGGAUGUUCAGGUUGUGAAAGUGGUCCAACGUGGCGCCCAAUGCCCAGCUUGCCUCCACGUUGUUCACUUUUUUGGUCAACUAGGAGGGAAAAAAAACAACCCAACACCAAAUCACUCAAAUGCCUUUUAUAUUUAUUGAAAUAAAAAAGUUAACAGUU